Messenger RNA from Eimeria mitis, 366 nucleotides. RefSeq lists its product as uncharacterized. The record is from RefSeq and is a predicted model, not a curated record. NCBI's taxonomy places the organism in Eukaryota, Apicomplexa, Conoidasida, Eucoccidiorida, Eimeriidae. Bases 1 to 366 code for a protein of 121 amino acids. The transcript has a single exon.
AUGCAACAGCAACAUAACCCGCUGACUGCAGCAGCAGCAGCAACGCAUGCAGCAGCAGAAAUAGCAGCAACAGCAAAAGCAGCAGCAACAGCAGCAAUGCGAACAGCAGCAGCACCACCACCAGCAGCACCACCACCGACAGCAGCAGCAGCAGCAGCAGCAACAGCAGCAGAAACAGCAACAGCAGUAGCACCACCACCACCGACAGCAGCAGCAGCAGCAGCAGCAGCAGCAGCAGCAGCAGCAGCAGCAGCAGCAGACCGAGUAUUGCUAGCAGCAAAGCAAGAACAGCAACAGCAGCAGAACCACCACCACCACCACCAACAGCAUCAGCAGCAGCACCACCACCACCACCAGCACCAAUAG